This is a messenger RNA of Vitis vinifera (wine grape), 822 nucleotides long. RefSeq names its product probable terpene synthase 9. The transcript is spliced from 4 exons. Lineage: Eukaryota; Viridiplantae; Streptophyta; Magnoliopsida; Vitales; Vitaceae. The coding region runs from base 1 to 822 and encodes 273 amino acids. The record is from RefSeq and is a predicted model, not a curated record. Gene Ontology annotation, molecular function: magnesium ion binding; terpene synthase activity.
AUGGGGUUCACUCCUGAGCCCCAUUUCUCCAAAUGCAGGAUAGGACUCACCAAAUUCAUAUGCAUAUUUUCCGCCGUGGAUGACAUGUAUGACAUAUAUGGAUCACCAGAUGAGCUUAGACGUUUUACAGAUGCUGUGAAUCGAUGGGAUAUUGAGGCACUGGAGGACCUUCCAGAAUAUAUGAAGAUAUGUUACUUGGCCACAUAUAACUUUGCUAAUGAAAUGGUCUACGAUGCAUUAAAAGAUCAUGGCCUGAAUAUUUUACCCUACAUCAGAAAUCAGUGGGUAAAUCUUUGUGCAGCAUACUCAAUAGAAAUGCAAUGGUUUUACAGUGGGCACAAGCCAAGCAUUGAUGAAUACUUGGGAAAUGCAUGGACUUCUGUGGGUGGUCCUGGAAUGAUGACCCAUGUCUAUCUUCUCAUGGAUUGUGUCACCAAGGGAAACUUGAACGAUUGUUUGGAUCAAGCCUCUAAUCUAUUUUAUUGGUCAUCUUUUAUCACUCGACUCAGCGAUGAUUUGGGAACGUCUUCGGCCGAGAUUGCAAGAGGCGAUGUAGCAAAAUCUAUCGAAUGUUUCAUGAUUGAAAAACAUAUAUCCGAAGAACAAGCUCGUGAUCAAGUGGGGCAGCUGAUAAGUCAUUCAUGGAAAAAGCUUAAUGAAGAAAGUGCUAAAAGUUCUCUCCCAAAGUCCGCGAUAAAUUCUACAUUGAACAUGGCAAGAACAGCUCAAUGUAUUUUUCAGGUUGGAGGUGGCAUUGGUACAUCAACUGGGGUGACUGAAGAUCGACUGACUUCAUUCAUCAUCAAGCCAUUCGACAUUUGA